UAUAAGUAGCAAGUUCUAAUAAUAGGAUAUUAUUGGUGAAUCUUUGGCAGUUUUGAAAUGUCUUAGUUAACACCCACACUCAUUCCUCCUCUCCAGUCCCCCUUUCCCCACUUCCACUCAUUUCUGCAUUAAUUUUCAUUUUCCCCAUUACAUAAUUUUGAUUUUCUUUUUUUUAAAAAAUUAUUAUGUUAGGGUUUUGGGGCAAAAAAGAUUUGCAUCCAUAGGCCAUAUUCAUCGAGAUUGAAUUUGAGAUUUUGAUUAUUAAGGAUCAAUCAGGGGAGGAGUGGGGAGGCAUGGAGAACGGUCACGAUGGGAAAUUGGCAGAAAAGUUAUCAGGAUUGGCCCUCAACGAGAACAAGGACAACAACGACGACGACGAUAGCUUGUUUCAGGUCAUGAAAGCUGUUGAGGCUGCCGAAGCCACCAUCAAACAACAGGCGGAAGAGAACAGUCGAUUGAGGUCUGAACUCCAGAAGAAAAUUGAGCAACUCAAAAAAUAUAAAGUGGAAAGUGGUAGUAAUCCAAAUGCUUGUGCAAAAGAAGCUAUCAAUACCAAUUUAAAUGGCACUUCGAAUGCACUUCCUGCUGUUGCUGCUGCUUGGACUAACAGUAUCGCGGGCGCUGCUCCUUCUCAUUUCUCUACACUGUCAACUACCUCUUUUUCCCCCACCAGGUAUCAAUUGGAAGAAGAAUAUGAUUUUCAAUUACCGCCGGUUCUCAUGCGAAUGCCUCAAUUAAAUAAUUCCAAUUCCCUAUGGAAACAGGAUGUUGCCCUUAAGAUUCAGGAACAUGAAGAAGAGAUUUUGCAGUUGCGCAAACAGCUUGCUGAAUUUUCUGUCAAGGAAGCACAAAUUCGCAAUGAUAGAUAUGUUCUUGAAAAGCGCAUUGCCCAUAUGCGUCUGGCCUUUGAUCAACAACAACAGGACCUUAUUGAGGCUGCAUCGAAAGCUCACUCUUAUAGGCAAGAUAUUAUUGAGGAAAAUAUUCGUCUAACAUAUCAAUUACAGGUGGCACAGGAAGAAAGAACAACUUUUGUGUCAUCUUUGCUUCCUCUUCUGGCAGAGUAUUCCCUGCAGCCACCAGUAUCUGAUGCUCAAUCCAUUGUAAGCAACAUCAAGGUUCUAUUUAAACAUCUACUAGAGAAGCUUAUUAUCACUGAGUCAAAGCUAAAGGAGUCACAGUAUCAGUUGGCACCUUGGCGGUCAGAUGUCAAUCAUUCCAAUUUUGCCCCCCAAUCUCCAUCUCAUUCCCUUGGUGCAACGUUGACAACUUCAAGCAAAAAUGGCCUCGAAUUGGUGCCACAGCCAGCAUAUUCCCAGGGAAAGACACAGAUAAUUUCUGAUGCUCAAACAAACUCAAAUUGGGAUCUACCUGGUCAGAACCAAGGUGGCUUGGGUGGUGGUAUUGCUUUGAAAAAUUUGGAACCUGAUGAUUUGGGGAGGCAUUCACCUAUAGCAAGCAGGACUUCUACUGCCAAUAAGAUACCAACACCGCUGGCAGCUACUCAGGGGGACAUGCAUACUACACAAUAUGGUGAAAAAACUAUUAAUAAACAAGUUAUGUUUUGUGACCCUGUCAGCAAUAGUGAGAUGGAUUAUCCUGAUGCCGACGGACAACAGAUUGAAAGUGAACCUCCCUCCCAUUGGGGUUCAGGAAACUCUCCUUAUGCAACUACACUUGAUGACCCCAGUUCCUCGUAUCCUUCUUAUCUACCACCAGUUCUUGAAGAGCCUUCAUCUUCUUCUUCUGAGGCUGCAGAGGAUGAUCUGCUUCCAGCUAUAGAAGGCCUCCAAAUUUCAGGUGAAGCUUAUCCAGGGAGGGAACUUCAGGCGUGUGGAUAUUCGAUUAAUGGAACUACCAGUUGUAAUUUUGAGUGGGUGCGCCAUAUGGAAGAUGGAUCUGUUAAUUAUAUUGAUGGAGCAAAGCAACCAAACUAUCUUGUUACUGCUGAUGACGUUGAUACCUACCUUGCUAUUGAAGUCCAGCCUCUAGAUAACAGGAAACGUAAGGGAGAGUUGGUGAAGGUCUUUGCCAAUGAGCACAAGAAGAUCACAUGUGAUCCAGAGAUGCAAGGCCUUAUAGAGAAGACUCUUUAUAGUGGUCAUGCUUCGUAUAAAGUUUCAUUCUUGACAGGAUAUCUUGAUAUAUGGGAACUGGCUACAUUGGCCAUUAAAAGGGAUGGUUACAGUAUCAAGUCUGAUGGACCCAACGUUCUUGUAGUGAAUGAAAAGUUUUUUCCAACUACUCAGAUUAAAAUAACGUUUGGAGAGCCUACAGAGUUUAUGAUUAUUGGACCAAAUGGUGUUCUGCGUCUCUUACGAGCAGACAGCAGCUUUCCAGAUGUUAGCUGUUCAAGAGAUACAAUUGUGCUCACCUUGAGAUUAUUUAUCAUACGGACAGAAUAAUAUUGAUAGUUAAUUGGGGAUCCAAGGAUGAUUUUCCCAGUUUUCUCAAAACUUCUGCGAGUAGAAUUUCUUAUUCUCUGCUUCAGUUGCAUACAUUACUUACUAAAUUUCUUGGUUAUUGCCUUGGUUAUAUACCCUAUGUCUCUCUGGAUUGGUUGACUGUCAUUCUACUCUGAAAUUGAGGAUUUAAAGCAUCUCAAAUCCAUGGCUGCGAAAUUGCAUUGAUUUGGACCAUGUAUUAUCGGUUUUUUCAGUCCAAGGAUGAUGCUUUCCCUUUUUCAUCUUUUUCUUUUGCUCAAAUUUGACCUGUAACAGCUAAAAUCUUAUUUAUUAUUGAUUUUAACUCCCAAAGUAGUUGUAUGAGGCUCUGACCAAACAACUAAAAUCUGUCUUUUUAGCACCCAAAGUAGUUGUACAAGAUUUCAAACCUUGCACUAUCUCUCUAAUGGCAUUAACUUCCUUAAAAUUUUCCAAUUUCAUUUAUUUUUGGUUUUGUUGUUGUUAUUUAACUUUUUUAAAUGAUGGGGUUCUUUUUUGCAAUUGUGGUAUGGUUUUGUAAUAUAUCUAAACCAAGUUACUAUGUUAAUAUCUUUAGGUCUCCUGCAUGAAUCUGAGAUUUUGGCAUCUAUAAUCAUAUUUGAGUUUCACCCUUAUUUGAUUUAGACCUAUCUGAUACACAACUCAGAGAGGAACGGGUGGUUUUUCCUUGUGUUUUCACACAUGGGUCAUAAGUUAGGUUUUGGUUAAAGAUAGGGACCUAUUACUUUUACACUCUCUUGAAUGUUUAUUAGCUUUCAAUUGAAUAACAAUAAAAAAGAAAACCGAUUAGCUCAUUUUUUUAGCAUUUGUAUGCACUGCUGUAGGACCAAAUUGGUGUUUUUGAUAGGCUU
This is a messenger RNA of Durio zibethinus, 3295 nucleotides long. The record is from RefSeq and is a predicted model, not a curated record. NCBI's taxonomy places the organism in Eukaryota, Viridiplantae, Streptophyta, Magnoliopsida, Malvales, Malvaceae.